AUGCAGAAGUGUCCUGGGCAGCGAGUUACCACAAAUGGUUGGCUCACAACAGGCAUCGACCCUGUGCCAGCCCUGGAGGCCAGAAGUCUGGCAGUCCCAGGGCGAUCCCGCCUGCCCCCAGCUCUGGGCCUCCAGCCUGCCCCAUGGCCACUGGACCUCGCCUAUUUCCUGUUCCCGUCGGGACACACUCGUCAUCAGACUUGGGACCCGCCCGGCUUUCGGGCAUCUGCUCCUCCUGUGAUCCUUAACUGCACAGUGAAUAACCCUAUACCCUCCAAUUUGAAAUCAGAAGCAAAAAAGGCUGCUAAAAUACUAAGAGAAUUCACGGAAAUAACUUCCAGAAAUGGGCCUGACAAGAUCAUUCCUGCCCACGUCAUCGCCAAGGCCAAAGGCCUCGCCGUCCUGACUGUGAUCAAAGCCGGGUUUCUGGUGACAGCCCGAGGAGGCAGCGGGAUCGUGCUGGCCCGUCGUCCGGAUGGCAAAUGGUCUGCACCUUCAGCCAUUGGGAUCGCUGGCCUUGGAGGGGGAUUUGAAGUCGGAAUUGAGGUAUCAGAUUUAGUAAUAAUUCUGAAUUACGGCAGAGCCGUAGAAGCUUUUGCAAAAGGCGGUAACCUGACGCUUGGAGGGAAUUUCACGGUGGCCGUCGGGCCUUUGGGAAGGAACCUAGAAGGGAACGUCGCCCUGAGGAGCUCGGCCGCCGUCUUCACGUACUGCAAAUCGCGAGGGCUCUUCGCCGGCGUGUCUCUGGAGGGGAGUUGUCUGAUCGAAAGGAAAGAAACUAAUCGAAAAUUUUAUUGUCAAGAUAUUCGAGCUUAUGAUAUUUUAUUUGGAGAUAUACCACGACCUGCUCAAGCAGAAGAUCUCUAUGAAAUCCUCGAUUCCUUCACUGAAAAGUACGAAAAUGAAGGACAACGAAUCAACGCGAGGAGAGCGGCAAGGGAGCAGCGGAGGUCCUCGGCUAAAGAAGUACCUCCAAAACCAGGUUCAAGACCGCAGCCUUCCUCUGCACCAGUCCAGCUGAACUCUGGCUCUCAAAGUAACAGAAAUGAAGAUAAGCUCUAUCCGGAACUUUCCGGCUAUCAUUCGAGAGUUGGCAGUUCAAAUCCACCGAUAGAAGUGACGGCGCUCUAUUCCUUCGAAGGACAACAGCCCGGGGAUUUGAGUUUUCAAGCUGGAGACAAAAUCACAGUUACGUCAAAGACAGACUCGCAUUUUGAUUGGUGGGAAGGAAAUCUUCGUGGUCAAACUGGCAUUUUUCCAGCCAACUAUGUAACCAUGAAUUAAAGUUUAUGCCACUUUCUUCUUUGAGAAUUACAAAAA
Messenger RNA from Propithecus coquereli (Coquerel's sifaka), 1320 nucleotides. It is a transcript of the gene SH3YL1, whose product is annotated as SH3 and SYLF domain containing 1. The coding region runs from base 1 to 1284 and encodes 427 amino acids. The record is from RefSeq and is a predicted model, not a curated record. The transcript is spliced from 10 exons. Lineage: Eukaryota; Metazoa; Chordata; Mammalia; Primates; Indriidae. Gene Ontology annotation, molecular function: phosphatidylinositol binding; protein binding. Gene Ontology annotation, cellular component: ruffle membrane.